ACGUGCCAGGAAGUACAGCAAAGACUAUCGAACAGCGCUUGCACUCAAACAGAAACUUAUCUCCUUCUAUUUGACUGCAUCAGAUAAACACGCGAUUUAUGUGGUGAAUCAACGACUAAAGAGUGUGAAAAUGUUUGCAAGGAUCACAGCAAAGCACGUGGAGGAAAAGGACAGUAGUCGUCGACGACUGGAAGAUCUUUGGCUGCAGCCUUAUGUUCUGUUACGCAGAGCUGACAUCAGUGAAGUAAUUGGUUGUAAGCAGCAGGAGCCAGAGCGCAGUCGCCUUAAAGAGGAAGAUGUGGUCAAAGAGCUCCACCCCUUGAAUGAACAAAUGGACCAGACGUUUCUUUGCACCAUAAACAAGGAGGAAGAGCCGGAGCGGCCUAGUAUUAAAGAGGAGGGAGAAUAUGAGGGUCAAUAUGAGGUAAGCAAAGGGGCGGAGCCUUCAAGCUGCAGCUCAAGUGAACAAAUGACCAGAGAAGGUGACGAAGACCACUGUGGAGGAGCACAAGCAGCUCCACCAUCAGAUAGUGAUGACAUGUCAUCACAUGCUCCUUCUGGUGAUGAUGAUGCGUCUAAAAACAAACGCUCGCAAUGUUCUCAGUGUGGGAAAUGUUAUGCUAGUAAGACUGCUUUGAAUCGACACAUGAAAUCGCACGCAGAGAAAAGGUUUUCCUGCUCAGAUUGUGGCCAAAAAUUCCACUGGAGUUGCCAUUUAAAAAGGCACGCAAGAAUCCACACUGGUGAGAAACCUUUUUCAUGCUCAGUUUGUGGCGAAAGAUUUUCAGCAAAGGCAAGCUUAGAAAUGCACACAAGCAUCCACACUGGUGAGAAACCUUUUUCAUGCUCAGUUUGUGGCCAAAAAUUCUCUGAGAAGAAAGUUUUAAUACAUCAUGAAAGAAUCCACACUGGGGAGAAACCUUUUUCCUGCUCAGUCUGUGGCCAAGUAUUUUCUAAGAAGAGAUCUUUAAAACUUCAUGCAAAAAUCCACACUGGGGAGAAACCUUUUUCAUGCUCAGUUUGUGGCCAAAAAUUCUCAGAAAAGAAAGUUCUAAUACAGCAUAAAAGAAUCCACACUGGUGAGAAACCUUUUUCCUGCUCAGUUUGUGGCCAAAAAUUCUCUAAGAAGCAAUCUGUAAAACGUCAUACAAAACUCCAUACUGGGGAGAAACCUUUUUCAUGCUCAGUUUGUGGCCAAACAUUCUCUCGGAAGGAAAGUCUAACACGACAUACAAGAACCCACACUGGUAAGAAACCUUUUUCAUGCUCAGUUUGUGGCCAAAUAUUCUCUCAGAAGGGAAAUCUAACACGUCAUACAAGACUCCACACUGGUGAGAAACCUUUUUCAUGCUCAGUUUGUGGCCAAGUAUUCUCUCGAAAGGGAACUCUAACACGUCAUACAAGAACCCACACUGGUGAGAACCUAUUGAGAAUUCCAUGUGUUGGGGAGACGAGCGAUGAUCCGUGAAGUUUUCACCUUCUGUUUGAGCAGACUUCAUGAGUUUUUGCAUCAAUGAGAAUUCUAUUCUAUGUACCUUUUGAUUGGGAUGCUGAACUCCUUUCCUUCACCACAGUGAGAAGUUCCUAUUUUCGUUGUAAUUAUUUUGAGAAUACGGUAAUCCCUCGCUACAUCGCGGCUUUGUACAUUGCAGACUGUUUCCCAAAUUGAAAAAAAUAAAUAAAAACUCACAAAUUGGAAAUAGAACUUCUAAAUUGAGGAAUUACAGCAUGAAAGUUGCCCACAUGUCAACAGAAGGCAGGGAUUGUCCACACAAUUGCAGAAUGUACACUUGUACCUUUUUAUACAAAAAAAUUGUUAUGAUAAUUUUUAAGUUCUAAAAACAUAUUUAC
Molecule: messenger RNA, 1851 nt
Organism: Syngnathus acus (greater pipefish)
Lineage: Eukaryota; Metazoa; Chordata; Actinopteri; Syngnathiformes; Syngnathidae
Product: oocyte zinc finger protein XlCOF6.1-like
Exons: 5
Coding region: 131-1468 (445 amino acids)
Biological process (GO): regulation of transcription by RNA polymerase II
Molecular function (GO): DNA-binding transcription factor activity, RNA polymerase II-specific; RNA polymerase II cis-regulatory region sequence-specific DNA binding
Source: RefSeq, a predicted model, not a curated record